UGUAAUCUCUCCCCAACUACCAACUGACCAAGUAACCAGUAACCACCCUCUAAAGUCUAAACGCACUUGGUUUAACCCCACAGUUAAUUUGUUUAAAAGAGAGAUUCAUCUAUUUGUUUCUCUCUCUCUCUCUCUAAUAACUCGAAGUAACGGCAUAUUCUCUCCCAAUUUUUCGCGCAGAGCAUAUUUUGAUAGACUAAGUCCCAUCUUUCUUGCAUUCUCCGAAUUUCCAAGAUCCGAAGAGAUUGUCUUAUCCUCGGAGAUUCCGCGCACGUGCUCUGCUGAUUCUGUUCUCGCUUCCUAAGGAUAAUAACAAAAAGGUUUAAGAGAACACGCGAAAAAAGAAGAACAAGAAAUGGUUGUUAAUAUGAUGAGGAGGUGGCGGCCCAGGAAAUACGAGGUGAGGCUUGUUGUGAAGAGCCUCCAGGGCUGCGAUCUGCUGCGGGACUCUGUACAGAAAGAUUCCAGAUUGACGGUUGAGAUUAAGUGGAAGGGUCCCAAGUUGACUCUUGGCUCUUUGCGACGGACUCCGGUCGCCAGAAACUUCACUAAGGAAGCAGACAUCGAGGUUGACGGUGACGGCGCCGUCGUUCACUGGGACGAGGAGUUUCACAGCGUUUGCAAUUUCAACGCUUACAAGGACAAUGUAUUUCACACGUGGGAGAUCGCUUUCACUCUCUUCAAUGGAUUGAAUCAAAGGCCAAAGAGCAAGGUUCCUGUUGUUGGAACGGCGUUAUUGAAUAUUGCUGAAUUUGCAUCUUCAAUUAAUCAAAAGGAUUUUGAUUUAGACAUUCCACUCACACUACCUGGGACUUCUUUGAAGACUUCUCCUUCACUUUGUAUAUCAAUUAGCUUGGUUGAGCUAAGAGCUGCUCAAGAAAGCAUGGAGCUAGUUCAGAGAUCCAUAAUGCCCGUGUCAUCAUCCCCACCCCAGUCAGGAGAAACUACCUUGACAGAAAAAGAAGAGCUUUCUGCAAUCAAAGCUGGUCUUAUGAAAGUAAAGAUUUUGACAAGGUAUGUAUCCUUAAGGAAAGCAAAAAAGGCAUGCCGAAAGGGAGAGGAAAGUGAGGGUAAGUCCUCUAGGAGUGAGGAUGGUGAAUACAAUUACCCUUUGGACUCCGACUCACUUGAUGAUUUUGAGGAAGGAGAUUCAGAAGAGGGAAAGGAGAAUUCCAGUUUUAUGAAGUCAUUCAGUUAUGGAAAACUGGCAGGAUCUUUUUAUUCCAACACAAGGGUGAACUGUGAUGAUGAAGACUGGAUUUACUACAGUCAUCGCAAGCCAGAUGUUGGGUGUUCACUGAUGGAGGAUUCAACUGUGUCUUCCUCUGAGCCUUAUUUAUUACAAAGUUCAAAGCGCAGCAUACUACCAUGGAGGAAGAGGAAGUUGAGUUUCAGAUCUCCUAAAGCUAAUAAGGGAGAGCCAUUGUUAAAGAAGGCCUAUGCUGAAGAAGGCGGUGACGACAUAGAUUUUGAUCGCCGGCAACUUAGCUCUGAUGAAUCACUUUCUCUAAGGUUGUACAAAACCGAGGAUGAUUCAUCUGCAAAUCGAACAUCAGUUUCUGAAUUUGGGGAUGACUAUUUUGCCGUAGGGAGUUGGGAGCAUAAAGAAUUCAUGAGCCGUGAUGGUCACAUGAAGCUUCAGACACAGGUCUUCUUUGCCUCAAUUGAUCAACGCAGUGAACGUGCAGCAGGUGAGAGUGCAUGCACAGCUCUCGUUGCUGUAAUUGCAGAUUGGUUCCAAAACUAUCAUGAUUUUAUGCCCAUAAAGUCCCAGUUUGAUAGUCUGAUUCGGGAGGGUUCCUCAGAAUGGAGGAACCUAUGUGAUAAUGAAACCUAUAGAGAGCGGUUCCCAGACAAGCAUUUUGAUCUGGAAACAGUUAUUCAAGCAAGAAUACGUCCACUUUCCGUGGUUCCUGGGAAGUCCUUUAUUGGUUUUUUUCAUCCAGAAGGGAUGGAUGAAGGGAGAUUUGAUUUUCUGCAUGGUGCCAUGUCUUUUGAUAACAUUUGGGAUGAGAUUAGUCGUGCUGGACAUGAAUGCCCUAGCAAUGGUGAACCCCAAGUUUAUAUUGUUAGUUGGAAUGACCAUUUUUUCAUCCUUAAAGUUGAAUCUGAAUGUUACUACAUCAUUGACACUUUGGGGGAGAGGCUUUAUGAAGGAUGCAAUCAAGCAUAUAUCUUGAAAUUUGACAGCAAAACCGUAAUAUACAAAAUGCAAGAUGUUCAGUCAUCAGAUGAUAAAGCAACCAGUGACCAUCAAACUGUUGCAGAAGUAUUAGAGCAUAAUAACAGGCAGACCCAAGAAGUCAAUGGUAAGGAGGUCGAUUCUGUUGCAAAGCCAGAAGAACAUUUGAAGAGUGAAGAGGAAGAGGAGGUUGUGUGCAGAGGGAAGGAAGCUUGCAAAGAGUACAUUAAAAGUUUCUUGGCCGCAAUCCCUAUCAGAGAAUUGCAAACAGAUGCCAAGAAAGGUCUCAUAUCUUCAACACUGCUUCAUCAUAGACUACAAAUUGAGUUUCACUACACCCAACUGUUACAGUCUUAUUUGGAAGCUUCAGUGGUCGAAACAUCCAUGGCUGCACCAGAGACCCUUGCUCUGGCAGUAUCUGAGGCUUCUAUCUAAUCGUACUGCAAAUUGAGGAAAGUGGGGUUACUAACUAGUCUUCCCAUUUUUAACAUUGGUGUUUUAAUGAUUUUAAAGUGAAUUUAACAAAUGAAGGAUCGUUUAAGUAACGAGUGAGCUGAGCUUGUAAAUGUGUGUAGUUUGGCAUGGCUCUUACCUUCUUUUACCUAUAAUCUUUCUUGGGAAGGGUAUCCUGUAAAUGGCUCUGU
Molecule: messenger RNA, 2826 nt
Organism: Gastrolobium bilobum
Lineage: Eukaryota; Viridiplantae; Streptophyta; Magnoliopsida; Fabales; Fabaceae
Exons: 5
Coding region: 356-2617 (753 amino acids)
Source: RefSeq, a predicted model, not a curated record